Messenger RNA from Myxocyprinus asiaticus (Chinese sucker), 2687 nucleotides. Its product is annotated as urotensin-2 receptor-like. NCBI's taxonomy places the organism in Eukaryota, Metazoa, Chordata, Actinopteri, Cypriniformes, Catostomidae. Gene Ontology annotation, molecular function: urotensin II receptor activity. The transcript has 2 exons. Gene Ontology annotation, biological process: neuropeptide signaling pathway. Gene Ontology annotation, cellular component: membrane. The coding region runs from base 314 to 1450 and encodes 378 amino acids. The record is from RefSeq and is a predicted model, not a curated record.
CCAUCCUAAAGUUUCUUUAAGUCUGUCCUAAGAAGAACAUUGAUAUCAUUCCGACACAGCGCUGAACUUCUUUAAUUAGGAUAUUCUCAUAUUUUCAUCAUUGUUUGUGCGUUUUCUAGUGUGGAUAUGGGCCGACAUAUGGAAUAUGUCAUCCAUGAGUACUCUGUUAACGCUAUUAAAGCAGUGCACUGAAAGCUUUUGGAUCCCCUGGUAACCUAGGCUCAACAUUAGCCUAAAACGCUCUGAAGCUAUUACCAACAGCCUCCUCUCAACAGAAGUUUACUCAUCUUGGGACUCUUUCUGUCCAGGACAAAUGGACGUCUCUGACUCCACUUCCUUUUCUUCCUCCCCUUCUCCUUCCUAUACUUUUCCCUUUCUCCCUAAUCUCUCCCUUCCCUCUUCUUCUCCCUCCCUCUCUCCAUCUCCAAGCGUAGCUUCCACUGCUCUCUUCUGCCUUUUCCUAUCCCUUCUUUCACUGCUGGGCAUUUUGGGAAACUUGUACACACUAGGGCUUCUCAUUCGCCGCCGCAGGACCUCAAGGAGACAUACAGCUCCUGCCUGUUGUUACAGCCUCUCCUGCUUUGGCACCUCCUCUCCCUCCUCCUCUCCCGUCUCUUCCUCCUCCUCUUCCUCCCUUCACCUGCAGGUUCUGAGUCUGGCUUUGGCAGAUCUGGUGUACCUCUCUACUGCCCCCUUCAUUGUAUAUGACAGCUUAGCGUCUGACUGGGCCUUUGGUGAGCUAGGCUGUCGGCUGCUGCUCAGUCUGGAUUUGCUCACCAUGCACGCAAGCAUCUUCACCCUCACCGCUAUGAGUCUGGACCGGUAUCGAGCUGUGGCUGACCCAUUGGCAGCCUCCUCAACACCUUCGUCUGGACUGCUGAGAGUAGCUUUGGCCUGGGGCUUUGCCGUGGCCCUCAGCUUGCCCAUGAUGAUCACUCUGCACCUUGAAGAUGGAGAGAACCAGGAAGGCAAGCUGUGUGUGCCCGCUUGGGAUGAGCAGAGUUCCAAAACUUACCUCAGUGUUCUCUUCUGCACCAGUAUUCUGGGCCCUGGGCUGGCCAUUGGAGCUUUGUAUGCAGCUUUGGGAAGGCUCUACUGGGUAUCUCAGACACAGCCAGCCUGGGCAGGAGGGGGCAAUGCCUACCCACCCCGUGCACCUCGCCCCAAAGUCCUACUCCUCAUCCUGGGCAUUGUGCUAACAUUCUGGGCUUGUUUCCUCCCAUUCUGGAUCUGGCAGCUUCUGCCACUGUACCGGCCGGAUUUGCUGCGUGUGGUGCCAGUGUGCACGCAGGUGACCAUUAAUCGUAUCCUCACAGGAUUGACUUAUGGAAACUCAUGUGUGAAUCCAUUCUUUUACACACUGUUGACGGGCAAGCGCAGACGGCCCGGCAGGAAAGCGACAAAUGCAGCCACCCCACUCUGCCACAAGGGCAGCUCUGAUCAACAAUAACAGCUGUCCACUGUGAUGUCCACCAGUAUGUACAAUCCAUGAAGCCCACGAGGGCUCAAGACUGUGCAUAGUUAUGUUCAUCAAACAGAUUGCGUUUCAUUUUGGUGCUAAAAGGGCUUAAAGUUUAUAGCUUUACACUUGUGCUGUGCAAAUAUAGCAAUUAAAUAAUCUAGAAAAUCUGAGCAGCAUUAUGUAUUAAGUUCCCUGCAAACCACAACAAAAUACAAAGCAAUUAAUGCUUAUGUAAGCAUAUCUGAAAUCCUUACUAGGUUUGUCAACUUUGACAAGUAAAACAAAAACCCUCUCCAACCUGCCUUCAAAAAUUAGUGGACUAAAAUAUGUCAAACAUCUGUUUUAACAGGCAAAAAAAUGCAACUUGAAAGGAACUAAACAAACUUUUUCAGGAUUUGCAAAUUGCCCCAGGAAACUCUUUUGACAGGUGUAAACCAUUUAACUACCAAAUUGGUUUAUUGGUGUAAGUGCAAAGGAGAAAUAGUAUAGAUUUGGCUCAAAGGACAUGUCAGAGUUUGCUCUUUUAAGGAGGAUAAAUCAGUUCUAUCACAAAGCCAGGACAAACAACAUCUCAUUUUCUGAUAGGGCAUAAUGCUCUCUAUGAGGUACUUCAUCAGACUCAACUACAACAAUCUUUUAUGCCCAACAGAUUUUGUACAAUUCUGACUUUGUGUAUUUAUUGGCACCUUACAAAAAUUACUUAUAAUAUAUAAUUAAAAGUACCUUAUAAAUAAUUACUUGCCAUUUGUUAUUACUUUCAUCUAAUUCUGUGAUUAUUGUCAUAAAUGAAUUGAACAGAAUAUAGGAUGUUUCUUUCACUACUUAUUGCAAUCACUGCCAAACUUUUUCAACCACUGGGGACAACAACAAACAAAACAAAAAACAAACAAAAAUAAAAAAAACAUUGUGUUUCCAAUGUCACAUUUAAACUUUUGCUCAUUUGGUCCUAUUUAUGCAUGUUCAUGGGAAAUGCCAGCAAAGGAAAUGAUUCAGUUUUUGAAAAUGUGCAUUCAAUUGUUCUAAAAUGCAUAUUUCAUUUCUAAUCAAAAGUAACAUGUGGCUUUCACACAACACUGACCUUUAAAAAGAUGUUUUUGAAAAGAUGUUUUUCAAUUGUACUGCAUUUGUUCUGUUUUACUGUUAAAUAAUUGCAUUGCUUUGCAUCAGGCUUGGCUGAAAGUAUAUAUACAGAAUAAAUUUGGAGGUGCUUUUCAUAAUAUACAAU